AUGUCUGGCAGAAGUUUGGUUUGGGUGUUUGCCAGUGUGACAAAGAUACACAACAUUAUUCCAAAAGUGCAGGGUUUGGAUCAGGGCGAGAGCGUUUCCCUCUGGCGGCACUUUCAUGAUGGAGAGAGAUGGAAACUGUGUGAGCUGUUAGAGCUGUUAGAGCUGUUAGAGCUGUUAGAGCUGUUAGAGCUGUGUGAGCUGUUAGAGCUGUUAGAGCUGUGUGAGCUGUUAGAGCUGUUAGAGCUGUGUGAGCUGUUAGAGCUGUGUGAGCUGUUAGAGCUGUUAGAGCUGUGUGAGCUGUUAGAGCUGUUAGAGCUGUUAGAGCUGUUAGAGCUGUUAGAGCUGUGUGAGCUGUUAGAGCUGUGUGAGCUGUUAGAGCUGUUAGAGCUGUGUGAGCUGUUAGAGCUGUUAGAGCUGUUAGAGCUGUUAGAGCUGUUAGAGCUGUGUGAGCUGUUAGAGCUGUUAGAGCUGUUAGAGCUGUGUGAGCUGUUAGAGCUGUUAGAGCUGUGUGAGCUGUUAGAGCUGUUAGAGCUGUGUGAGCUGUUAGAGCUGUUAGAGCUGUGUGAGCUGUUAGAGCUGUUAGAGCUGUGUGAGCUGUUAGAGCUGUUAGAGCUGUGUGAACUGUUAGAGCUGUUAGAGCUGUGUGAGCUGUUAGAGCUGUGUGAGCUGUUAGAGCUGUGUGAGCUGUGUGAGCUGUGUGAGCUGUUAGAGCUGUGUGAGCUGUGUGAGCUGUUAGAGCUGUUAGAGCUGUGUGAGCUGUGUGAGCUGUUAGAGCUGUUAGAGCUGUUAGAGCUGUUAGAGCUGUGUGAGCUGUUAGAGCUGUUAGAGCUGUGUGAGCUGUUAGAGCUGUUAGAGCUGUGUGAGCUGUUAGAGCUGUGUGAGCUGUUAGAGCUGUUAGAGCUGUGUGAGCUGUUAGAGCUGUUAGAGCUGUUAGAGCUGUUAGAGCUGUUAGAGCUGUGUGAGCUGUUAGAGCUGUGUGAGCUGUUAGAGCUGUUAGAGCUGUGUGAGCUGUUAGAGCUGUUAGAGCUGUUAGAGCUGUUAGAGCUGUUAGAGCUGUGUGAGCUGUUAGAGCUGUUAGAGCUGUUAGAGCUGUGUGAGCUGUUAGAGCUGUUAGAGCUGUGUGAGCUGUUAGAGCUGUUAGAGCUGUGUGAGCUGUUAGAGCUGUUAGAGCUGUGUGAGCUGUUAGAGCUGUUAGAGCUGUGUGAGCUGUUAGAGCUGUUAGAGCUGUGUGAACUGUUAGAGCUGUUAGAGCUGUGUGAGCUGUUAGAGCUGUGUGAGCUGUUAGAGCUGUUAGAGCUGUGUGAACUGUUAGAGCUGUUAGAGCUGUGUGAGCUGUUAGAGCUGUGUGAGCUGUUAGAGCUGUGUGAGCUGUGUGAGCUGUGUGAGCUGUUAGAGCUGUGUGAGCUGUGUGAGCUGUUAGAGCUGUUAGAGCUGUGUGAGCUGUGUGAGCUGUUAGAGCUGUUAGAGCUGUGUGAGCUGUUUGAGCUGUUUGGGAUAAACUUGUAA
Molecule: messenger RNA, 1506 nt
Organism: Knipowitschia caucasica
Lineage: Eukaryota; Metazoa; Chordata; Actinopteri; Gobiiformes; Gobiidae
Source: the annotation of a GenBank genome assembly